AUGAAGUUGUCUCAAGACUUUGUUAGCCGGUACAACGGAGUUCUGUUCACAAUUGUAGCUAUUGCUGGUCUUCUAUCAACUAAACGGAGAGAUGUUUUAACAUGGAAAAGGGUGCACGAUAGCCUUAAUCCAAAAAUCACCGAUUAUCCUUCGUUAAAGGGUUAUUUCAAGGUGUUAUCAGAAAUUUAUAAUGAUCUUAAUUACCACCUUAAGUUAUGCCGCUUGUACUUCGGCCUUCUUCCUAAAGCCUACUCCAUGAGAUCCACAAGACUCAUUAAUUUGUGGAUAGUGGAAGGAUUUGUGGAAAAAAAUUCAAAUGACGAUCCACGAACGAUUGAGCAAGUAGCAGGAGAAUACUUAGAGGAACCAAUUCAUCGGAGCUUGGUCAAAGUGUCGGCAGAGUAUUCUGAUGGCAGAGUUCGAAGGUGUCAUAUCCAUGAUCUGAUGCACACAUUUGUUCCCAACAAAGGUGUGGAUCGGAACUUUUGCCGGGUGAUCAAACCUAAUCAGUCAUUUGAUCUCCUUACACGGACUAGGCGCCUAUCCAUCCUCGCGCUUCUUGAUAUUCCAAGUGCUAAAAGUUAUGAUACAGUGAAGUCUUGCUUUGUUUUCAAGUUACAACAGUUGGAAAAGCCUCCAGUGCAAUCAUUCUUGUACAAGCUCUUGAUAGCCUUGGGCUUUAAAUGUACGCCUGUCGAUCAUCUUCCCAAAGCUGUUGACUAUUUGCUCCUUUUGAAGUAUCUAAAUCUGCGAAAGACACAGAUUAAGACCAUUCCUAAGUUCAUUAGCAAUCUUUUUAAUUUGGAGAUUCUGGACUGGAAUGCUCUACAGAAGCUGACCAAAGUUGAUGUCUCUAAUGAGGAUGGUGUCAUUGAAGAAUUGAUUCAUUUGACGGAAAUGAGGAAGCUAGGAAUCAUCAACUUGAAGAGGAAGAAUGGGAAAUCCUUGUGCACUGUAAUCCGGGAGAUGAAGCAUUUGUGUUCUCUGAGUAUUGUGGCUUUUGGAAAGAAUGAAGUUCUUGAUUUGCAGUCAAUAACUAAGCCUCCUCGAUACUUGCAACGUAUCGACUUGGAUCGGAUGGACUUGACAGAGUUGGUGGAUCUCUCUCUUUUGCGAAAAUAUGAAGGCAAAGAGUUGCAUUUUAGAGCUGAAUGGUUUAAGAAGCUCAAGGUUCUUACUUUACAAGCCAUGAAUAAAUUGAAGAUGAUCGGAAUAGAGAAAGGAGCAAUGCCUUUGCUUGAAGAUCUACACCUGGGGUUUUUCCCUAAAAUGAUACGUAUGCCUGACGAUGUCAAAAAACUUAAUGCUCUCAAAAGUAUUUAUCUUGCGGGAAUGACUGAUAAAUUCCGAGAGAGAAUGAUGAAAAAAAGAUUUCUCUAUAUCCCCCAACUUAUCAACGGUGACUCACAAGAAGGGUGGUCGCAAUCUCCGUAUUUAUCCUUGAAGGUCGUGAUACAAGUAAGUGCUCCUCCUCUGUUACCUUUAAAUGCAUUUUCUUCUUAA
Prosopis cineraria is the source of this 1503-nucleotide messenger RNA. Its product is annotated as disease resistance protein RPM1-like. Bases 1 to 1503 code for a protein of 500 amino acids. The record is from RefSeq and is a predicted model, not a curated record. The transcript is spliced from 3 exons. Gene Ontology annotation, biological process: defense response to other organism. Lineage: Eukaryota; Viridiplantae; Streptophyta; Magnoliopsida; Fabales; Fabaceae.